This is a messenger RNA of Lynx canadensis (Canada lynx), 486 nucleotides long. RefSeq names its product 60S ribosomal protein L27a-like. The record is from RefSeq and is a predicted model, not a curated record. Gene Ontology annotation, cellular component: cytosolic large ribosomal subunit. Gene Ontology annotation, molecular function: structural constituent of ribosome. Lineage: Eukaryota; Metazoa; Chordata; Mammalia; Carnivora; Felidae.
AUGAACUCAAAAUAUGGCAGCUCUUUCGUCUGGGCUGCCAAUACGCCAUCCAGACUGAGGAAGACCCGGAAACUUCGGGGCCACGUGAGCCAUGGCCAUGGCCACAUCGGCAAGCACCAGAAACACCCAGGAGGCCAGGGUCAUGCUGGUGGCAUGCAUCAUGACAGGAUCAACCUUGACAAAUAUCACCCAGGCUACUUUGGAAAAGUUGGUAGGAGGCAUCACCACUUAGAGAGGAACCAGAGCUUCUGCCCAACUGUCAACCUUGAUAAACUGUGGACCUUGGUCCUUGAGCAGACAUCCAUGUCUGCCAAAAACAAGACAGGAGCUGGUCCUUGCAUCGAUGUGGUGCGAUCGGGCUACUACAGAGUUUUGGGAAAGGACAAGCUCCCCAAACAGCCCAUCUUCGUGAAGGCCAAAUUCUUCAGUAGAAGAGCCAAGGAGAAGAUUAAAGGUGUGGAGGGCACCUGUGUCCUGGGAACUUAA